Paramecium sonneborni is the source of this 132-nucleotide messenger RNA. NCBI's taxonomy places the organism in Eukaryota, Ciliophora, Oligohymenophorea, Peniculida, Parameciidae. The record is from the annotation of a GenBank genome assembly.
AUGCAUAAAAUGAAAUAUAAUUUAAUUAAAGGUGUAAAAGUUGUUCUAAAAUGUCCAAACAACUUUGCUCUGAUUGGGAAUAAACUUAAACGAUUAUAUAAGCACACUGUUGAAGAGUCUUAGAUCUUGUGA